CGGGACGACCAACCGCCGGCCGUCCCCCGAAACCCCGCAAAAAUGGCGACCGCCGCCACCUUCCUGCACCUCCUCUCCCCGCCGGGCCUCCGCCCCAAGCCCAUCCCCCGGACCCGCCUCCGCCGCAUCGCUCUGUCCGUCUCCCCCUCGGCCCCCGACGAGACCCCAGCCGACGACCCGCCGGUCAUCCCCUCGGUCCUAAUCAAGAACAACGAGCCCGAGGACGUGGCCCGCCGCCGGAGCUGGGUCGAGCACGGCUGGGCGCCGUGGGAGGAGGCCAUGAGCCCCGAGGUCGCCUUCGCGCGCCACAGCCUCAACGAGGGCGAGGAGGUGCCGCUCACCUCGCCGGAGUCCCUCGAGGCCUUCCGCAUGCUCACCCCCGCCUACCGCGAGAAGGUGGAGUCCGAGCCCGGGUACCUCGAGCGCCUCUUCGCGAUGCGCGAGACGCCCGAGCCGGUCGAGACCGCGUGGGUCGGCCAGCUCCCCCUGCGGCUCGUGCCGCCGCGGGACUGGCCGCCGCCCGGCUGGGAGGUCGACCCGGACGAGCUGGCGUUCAUAAGGGAGGCGCACAGAGCGGCGUCGGAGAGGGUGGACAUGGAGGCCGCGGCCGCCGCGGGGGUCACGAAUGUGGACAAGGUGGAGGACGCGCCGCAGGAUUUGGCGCUGGAGAGGUACAAGGUGUUCUUGAAGCAGUACAAGGAGUGGGUGGACACCAACAGGGGCAGGCUAGAGGAAGAGUCCUACAAGUUUGAUCAGGAUUACUACCCUGGUAGACGAAAAAGAGGUAAGGACUACCGAGAAGAUAUGCUUGAACUUCCAUUCUUCUACCCUGGACAGAUAUGUCACGGUAAAGUGGUCUCUAUUCACCUCCACCAAGGAGCUUUUGUGGAUAUCGGUGGUGUUCAUGAUGGGUGGGUACCCAUAAAAGGGAAUGAUUGGUACUGGAUCCGCCAUCACGUCAAACCUGGCAUGAAAGUCUAUGUGGAAAUUCUGGCCAAACGAGACCCAUAUCGUUUUCGCUUCCCACUUGAGAUGCGCCUUGUAUAUCCUAACAUUGAUCACCUAAUAUUUAAUAGGUUUGACUUUCCGCCAAUAUUUCACCGAAAGGAGGAUACUAACGAAGAGCAGUUGUGGCGUGAAGGUGGAAGGCCGCCCAUUCCUAGGAAAAAGCCUUUGGAAGACAUGGAAAAAGAACCAUUGGUGUCGGACCACCCCUUUGUUGAAACGCUUUGGGAAUGGCAUAAUGCAGAGCAGAUGAUUUUAGACCAUGAGGAUGACAAUCCAGAUAAAUUCAGGGAUACAACAUACGAGUCAACAGUUGAUACGUCUUCAUUCGACGAAGGAAGCAGAGUUCAAUACACUGAAGCACCUUACAAAGAUUCAAUGCUUAAAAAGAAAGUUGUGAAUGUAAAUAUCAAGGAACUUGAUAUGGAGGCUGCUCGUGCUGAGCGUAAGGAGAUUAAAAAGCUUAUGGAGGAAGCACGGGAAAGGGGAGAGGAGUAUAAAGUUGACAAAUUCCGACGUAACAAAGAAAUGGACGAGUAUGAUCUGCUACAAUGGCGUCGUUCUUACGAAGAAAGGGAAGCCCUCCUCAGAGACAUAUGCUGCCGGAAAGCCCUCGGUCUCCCCAUCGAGGAGCCCGGGCGACAUGACGUGGACGAGACAGUGGUGUACGGCAAGGACUACUACGACGAGUCGAAGCCGAUGUACAGGUACGACUACUGGGGCGAGCCGAGGAACACGGAGAAGACGAAGCUGGAGCGGGAUGUGGAGCGUCACAACCAGACGAUCAUCGGGGACGCGAAGAAGUGGUGCGAGAUGCCGUACGAGGACUAUGUCCGGAAGAAGACACUGAUGGAAGCCGCCGAAGCCAGGGAAAGGCGGAGGAAGGCAGAGGAGCCACCUGAGGAGGAGGAGUACGACGACGGGAUGGACCUCGACUUUGAGAAGAUGACCGAUCCUCUCGCCCCGCACAACCGGUACUACAUCACGAAAUGACCAGUUAUGUUAGGCGUAGCCUUAGAGCGUUAGACGUAGCUGUUUUUGUUAUGUUGUCAGAGAUGUGAAUAUUUGGUAGCUUGGUGCCUGUUGAAAAGCUGUGAUUUUGACACUUUGUGGUCUGUGAUGAUUUCCUGAUGGAAUGCAAAGCAGGGACAAUGUCAAAACAGGGCAGCUUGACUGGUUUUAGAAUGGAUCCCACUUCGACU
Molecule: messenger RNA, 2207 nt
Organism: Lolium rigidum
Lineage: Eukaryota; Viridiplantae; Streptophyta; Magnoliopsida; Poales; Poaceae
Product: protein PLASTID TRANSCRIPTIONALLY ACTIVE 10
Exons: 12
Cellular component (GO): chloroplast; plastid-encoded plastid RNA polymerase complex
Molecular function (GO): RNA binding
Source: RefSeq, a predicted model, not a curated record